GUCAUCCUCCUGACCUUUCACCGCUAAGCAUGGCUGCUGUAUGUCGGAGCCCUGGGCUCGGAGGUUUGUUGCGUGCGGUGGGAUUAUGUACAUGGAAACCGGUGAUAACCAUCGGGGCCUGCAGCGAGGCUUCUCGGCUAAUACAUACCAGCCCUGCGCUACAGAGAAAAAAUGUUGCAGCCCCGGGACGUGAAAAGUACACAGAGGCUUUUAUUAAAAACCAGAUUGAAGAGUUCAACAUCGGAAAGAGACAUUUAGCCAACAUGAUGGGAGAGGAUCCAGAGACGUUUACCCAAGAGGAUAUUGAUAAAUCCAUUGCUUACCUUUUCCCUUCUGGCCUGUUUGAGAAGAAAGCUCGUCCAACAAUGAAGCAUCCAGAGGAAAUAUUUCCCAAGCGCAGAGCAAUCCAAUGGGGUGAAGAUGGGCGGCCGCUCCAUUUUCUCUUUUACACUGGCAAGCAAUCGUAUUACUCAUUAAUGCACGAAACGUAUGGAAAGCUCCUGUCAAUUCAGCUACAUGAAUAUCAACUAAGAAAUAAAGGUUUAUUUUCCCAAGAUACGAAACAGAUAGACCUGAUUGGCAGUAGAUGGAUUAUUAAAGAAGAAUUGGAGGAAAUGCUCGUGGAAAAGGUGUCCGACCAAGACUACCUGCGCUUCAUACAGAUGAUGGAACGUAUGCUGAGUGAGCCGUACUGCAGCACUGAGGAGCAAUACGUGAUGUCAUUCCGCAAGAGGCAUGAAGUUCAGUCUAAGAAGCAGGUGGUCACUCCCCUGCAGUAUGAUGAGAGCGGGGUGGCAUUCAGCACAGGGGAAGGUAAGAGGAAAACAUCCCGUGCCGCAGUUGUACUUCGUGACAAUGGAAAAGGAAGAAUAACCGUUAAUGGAACCAAUUACUCAGAAUAUUUUACAGUGCUCCAAGACAGAGAACAGUUAAUGUUCCCUUUCCAGUUCCUUGACCGGCUAGGAAUGCAUGAUUUGGAGUGUACGGUGACCGGUGGCGGGAGGUCAUCACAGGCUGGAGCCAUACGAUUGGCCGUUUCUAGGGCCCUGCUCAGCUUUGUAUCUGAGAAUGAAAUGGAGGCGAUGAGGCAAGCUGGGCUGCUCACCGUGGAUCCUCGUGUUAAAGAGCGAAAGAAACCUGGCCAAGAAGGAGCCCGCAGGAAGUUUACAUGGAAAAAACGUUAAGGCUACUGCCGAUCCAUUGCAACAGAAGCCACGUGUGUGGCUUGUACCAUAGUGUGCAUAUGCUAGAGAUUUUUUUAUAUAAUAAAAUGUAUUAACUCAG
Spea bombifrons (plains spadefoot toad) is the source of this 1284-nucleotide messenger RNA. RefSeq names its product mitochondrial ribosomal protein S9 (gene MRPS9). The transcript has 11 exons. Lineage: Eukaryota; Metazoa; Chordata; Amphibia; Anura; Pelobatidae. Gene Ontology annotation, biological process: translation. Gene Ontology annotation, cellular component: mitochondrial small ribosomal subunit; ribosome. The record is from RefSeq and is a predicted model, not a curated record. The coding region runs from base 30 to 1184 and encodes 384 amino acids. Gene Ontology annotation, molecular function: RNA binding; structural constituent of ribosome.